AUGUCAUCCAAUAGAAUUAAUGAAAACAUUCAUGAUGCUAUGUUGAACGGUUUGAGUGCGCUCGAUAAAGGACUGACGCCGCUCAGUGGACGAUAUCGUUCGAAAAGUUUGUCCAGUGAUAAGUUGAAUAAGACGAAUGCUGAUCGUGCCGCUAUAUUGGAGGAUGUUGAGGCACAUUACGUGACGGACAGAACAGAGACUCCGGGCUGUUUGGUUAUUAACAAAAUAAUGGAACAAGAAAAGUCUAUGAAUGGAUUCAAAGAUGCUAAAGCCAGCUACGGAACCGAGAACCCGGCGAGGGGUCGGAGGGUCAUCUUCUGUGUCCACGGGAACCCUUCAACGGGAUGCUGCGCCGUCAUAGAGACCAGCGCGGACGGAGAUGAAGUGGCGAGAACGAACAGUAUUACAGAAGAGAGACAUUGUCACAGAUCAAGAAAUGAAGAAAUAGACAAGAGGGCACGAAGAAAACUCAUUAUAGCGAGUGUGUUGUGUGUUAUAUUUAUGAUAGGAGAAAUUGUGGGUGGAUAUCUAUCUAACAGCUUAGCUAUAGCGACGGAUGCAGCUCACCUGCUUACAGACUUCGCAAGCUUCAUGAUAUCACUGUUCUCACUGUGGGUGGCUAGCAGGCCCGCAACAAGACGCAUGCCGUUCGGCUGGUACCGUGCGGAGGUGAUCGGCGCGUUGACCUCGGUCUUACUUAUCUGGGUGGUGACCGGCAUCCUUCUAUACAUGGCCGUCCAACGAGUCAUCUACAAGUCAUUCGAGAUAGACGCCACUGUGAUGCUCAUCACCUCCGCUGUGGGGGUCGCUGUGAACUUAGUUAUGGGUCUGACGCUCCACCAACAUGGACACAGUCACGGAGGAGGGGCGGGACACGGACACAGCCACGGGGGGGCGAACCCCGUACUGAAUAAUAAGGAGCGUGUGGAUUCUGACGCGGAGAGCUCAUCUUCCCACACCCAAGAUCACUCUCACACUCACGGUGAGAACAUCAACGUACGGGCGGCCUUCAUACACGUGCUGGGUGACUUCCUACAGAGCUUCGGUGUACUGGUAGCUGCUAUCGUGAUAUACUUUAAGCCGGAGUGGAGCCUGGUGGACCCUAUCUGCACGUUCCUGUUCUCGGUGCUGGUGCUGCUCACUACAUACAACAUCAUCAAGGACGCGCUGCUGGUACUCAUGGAGGGCUCGCCGAGGGGAGUGGACUUCCAGGACGUUGCCAACACGUUCCUAUCUCUGCCGGGCGUGGUCCGUGUACACAACCUGCGGAUGUGGGCGCUGUCUCUCGACAAGACCGCGCUCGCCGCUCAUCUUGCUAUACGGAGCGGCGUGAGUCCCCAGAAGGUUCUAGAACAGGCGACGCGCCUAGUUCAUGAGAAGUACAACUUCUUCGAGAUGACGCUUCAGAUUGAGGAGUUCAGUGACGUCAUGGAGCAGUGCAGACAAUGUGAGAUGCCCAGCACGUAG
Danaus chrysippus (African queen) is the source of this 1467-nucleotide messenger RNA. The record is from the annotation of a GenBank genome assembly. NCBI's taxonomy places the organism in Eukaryota, Metazoa, Arthropoda, Insecta, Lepidoptera, Nymphalidae.